Labeo rohita (rohu) is the source of this 1053-nucleotide messenger RNA. RefSeq names its product oocyte zinc finger protein XlCOF15-like. Gene Ontology annotation, biological process: regulation of transcription by RNA polymerase II. NCBI's taxonomy places the organism in Eukaryota, Metazoa, Chordata, Actinopteri, Cypriniformes, Cyprinidae. Gene Ontology annotation, molecular function: RNA polymerase II cis-regulatory region sequence-specific DNA binding; DNA-binding transcription factor activity, RNA polymerase II-specific. The record is from RefSeq and is a predicted model, not a curated record. The transcript is spliced from 2 exons. Gene Ontology annotation, cellular component: nucleus. Bases 113 to 970 code for a protein of 285 amino acids.
CACUCCUCCCACAGUCAUCAAACAAUAAUUACAGAAACCCCGCUGUCCUGGUCAUUCAGAUGAGAGGAAACACGAGACACAGCUGGAACUCUCUUUCCACUGCUUAAGAAACAUGGAGUUUGUUAAAGAAGAAGAACGUGAAGACACGAGUGAUUCACAAACACGCGACACGAAAGACGGAGAAAGCGGCGAACAGAAGGAGCUGAUGGAAGAGGAAAGUGAGGAAUCGAGUGAAGCUGAAAGGGAAAGUGAAGAACAGAGUGAACGGGAAGAGGAAAAUGAAGAAAUGAGUGAAGUUGAAGAGGAAAGUGAAGAAGAACUGAAUAAAAACUCUUCUAAAAAGAAAACGUCACAAAAACGAAAGUCGUGCACCUGCGGUCAGUGCGGAAAGAGUUUCACGUGUAAAAGAAGCCUGAUGGAACACAUGAGAAUUCACACCGGAGAGACGCCGUUCUCGUGCGGUCACUGCGGAAAGCUGUUUAAAUACAAGGGGAGCCUUACGGAUCACGUACGAAUCCACACCGGAGAGAAACCGUUCAAGUGCACUCAGUGUGAGAAGAGAUUCACACACAGAACAAGCCUUUCAGGACACAUGAAAACACACACCGCAGAGAAACCUUUCACGUGCCAGCAGUGCGGGAGGGGUUUUAGACUUAAAGCAUACUACAACACUCACAUAAAAACUCACUCCGGCGUCAAGCCCUUCAUCUGUCUUCAGUGUGGGAAGAGUUUUAGUUUGGCAGCGAACCUGAAAUCACACGAGAUCAUUCACAGCGAACUGAAGCCGUUUCACUGCGCUCCGUGCGGGAGGAGCUUCAGCCACAUAUCUGAUCUUAAAAGACAUUUAAAGUCGUUCAUACAUAAUAAAUACAGGCCGCUAGAGAGAUUCAUGAUCCAGAGCGGCUCCUCAGAUCAUGGUUUGCCCUCAGGAGUCAAUGUGCCAUUCACUAAAACACACUUCCUGCAGUGAACUUCCUGCUGUUUUUAUUUCCUGUCUGUAGAGAGGAGAUCAAUGUGUUAAACAUGUCGAUUACUGUAAACAGAUGGUUUAAA